AUGAUGAUUACUCUGGAUGACGUCUCUUGUCUGCUUCACUUGCCCAUCAUGGGAGUCUUAUGGAGCCCUCAAGAUAUCAGUGAAGGGCUUGCUGUUGAGUGGGUUGUUGAUUACUUAGAAGUGUCACAGAGAGUGGCACAACAACAAGCCCGUGACUGCAGGGGUUCUUACUAUAGCUUGGAGUGGGUAUACGAUCGAUUCAUAGAGCAUAGAGCUGCUUCUAAAUGGGCAUAUGCGACUAGAGCUUAUUUGUUGAUAUAUCUCAGAGAUGCUUCCAUGUUCAGUUGUAAGCAGCUCGAUGGUUAUCCGACUCUUCUACAGUGCUGGAUUCAUGAGUAUUUUUCAACACUUGGAAAAAAAAGGAGAGAAUUGGAUACCAGCUAA
Molecule: messenger RNA, 384 nt
Organism: Lathyrus sativus (Indian pea)
Lineage: Eukaryota; Viridiplantae; Streptophyta; Magnoliopsida; Fabales; Fabaceae
Source: the annotation of a GenBank genome assembly